AUGGCGAUUUUAGUAAUUGACAAAAAAUACACAUUUUUCAAACUGAUCAAGGGAGUGGGUAAAAAGCUGGCUUGUGAAAGAACAAAGAAAGGUUACAUGGAUGAACAACUUGCAAAAAAAUCAGAGUCCAAAGCCCAGAUUCUAAAAAGUGGAGGCCCUACAAGGUCUCAGAAUAGCCAAGAAGAAAACAAGGAAGCACCAAAGAAUAAAGUCAUAUUUAGAGAUUCUGAUAAAUCCUUGACAUCAACACACAAAAAGGAGCCAGAAAAAAAAGCAAAAAGCACUGAUUUAGAGAAAGACAAGAUAGGAAUGGAGAUCAAGGUGGAGAGAGACACUGGAAUACAAAAACGACAGGAAGCCCCGGUAAAGAAGAGUGAGGCGGGUUUACCUAAAGGACAGGAAUCUCAAGUAAAGAAGAGUGAGGUGGGUGUACCAAAAAGACAGAAAGCCCAAGAAAAAAAGAGUGAGACAGGUGUAUCAAAAGGACAGGAAGCCCAAGAAAAGGAGAGUGAGGCAAGCAUACCACAAGGACAGGAAGCCCAAGAAAAGAAGAAUGAGGUCUAUGUACCAGAAAGACACCCAUCCCCCAAAAAAGCGAGUGCACCAAAAAGACAGAAAGCCCAAGAAAAGAAGGGUGAGGCAGGUGUAUCAAAAGGACAGGAAGCCCAAGAGAAGGAGAGUGAGGCGAGUGUACAAAAAGGACAGGAAGCCCAAGAAAAGGAGAGUGAGAUGAGUGAACAACAAGGACAGGAAGCCCAAGAACAAGAGAGUGAAGCAAGUGUACAACAAGGACAGGAAGCCCAAGAAAAGAAGAGUGAGGUGGGUGUACCAGAAAGACACCCAUCCCCCAAAAAAGCGAGUGCACCAAAAAAACAGAAAACCCAAGGAAAGAAGGGUGAGAUGAGUGAACAACAAGGACAGGAAGCCCAAGAACAAGAGAGUGAUGCGAGUGUACAACAAGGACAGGAAGCCCAAGAAAAGAAGAGUGAGGUGGGUGUACCAGAAAGACACCCAUCCCCCAAAAAAGCAAGUGCACCAAAAAAACAGAAAACCCAAGGAAAGAAGAGUGAGAUGAGUGAACAAGGACAGGAAGCCCAAGAAAAAGAGAGAGAGGCGACUGUACAACAAGGACAGGAAGCCCAAGAAAAGGAGAAUGAAGCAAGCGUACAACAAGGACAGGAAGCCCAAGAAAAGAAGAGUGAGGUGGGUGUACCAGAAAGACACGCAUCCCCCCAAAAGGCGGGUGUACCAAAAAGACAGAAAACCCAAGGAAAGAAGAGUGAGGAGAGCGUACAACAAGGGCAGGAAGCUUAA
Molecule: messenger RNA, 1314 nt
Organism: Propithecus coquereli (Coquerel's sifaka)
Lineage: Eukaryota; Metazoa; Chordata; Mammalia; Primates; Indriidae
Gene: TSBP1
Product: chromosome unknown open reading frame, human C6orf10
Exons: 3
Coding region: 1-1314 (437 amino acids)
Source: RefSeq, a predicted model, not a curated record